Messenger RNA from Wasmannia auropunctata (little fire ant), 2620 nucleotides. RefSeq names its product protein sarah (gene sra). Gene Ontology annotation, biological process: calcium-mediated signaling. NCBI's taxonomy places the organism in Eukaryota, Metazoa, Arthropoda, Insecta, Hymenoptera, Formicidae. Gene Ontology annotation, molecular function: nucleic acid binding; calcium-dependent protein serine/threonine phosphatase regulator activity. The transcript is spliced from 5 exons. Gene Ontology annotation, cellular component: cytoplasm; nucleus. The record is from RefSeq and is a predicted model, not a curated record. Bases 349 to 1071 code for a protein of 240 amino acids.
ACCCACGGACCAUGGCAUUUCGAUCGGAUCACGAUACGGACGGGACGCGCGAAUCGUCCGCUGCUCCGACCUACUGCCUUGAAGUCGACGAUGACGCGCGGUUACGUCGCGGUGAUGAAAUAGCGAACGUCGUCGGUGAGGAGACACGUACGGUGGUAGAGUGAAACCCGGGUGGAUGCGGCGAUGCCGAUGUCGGAGCGACGCGAUGACUAGAUCCACCGAGAUGGAGUAGACUUUGCCUAUGCGUGAAACAUAUAAAUACCUCCGUUGACGAAGCCAGCGUCUGCGAGAACAUCCAGGUCGGUGUGCUCGGUUUCCUCCUCGUCGCCGAAAGAGCAGGAAAUAAAAAUGGAGGAGAAACGCGGCAGUAGAGAUAUGGUAGAAGAGGAAGAGCUGGAAGACCCCGAAAACAUAAUAAUUAACGAAGUGGAUGGCUUACCAAACUUGCAUCCAAACUAUGAACAGUUAGAACUCAAAUUUAAGAGAGAAAAAGAUGACACGGGUAUUAGAUCGAUCGACGAGUUGGUUCACGACGAAGAUCUGCCAACUUCUGUAAUUGUUACAAAUGUAGAUCCUCGAGUUUUUAAGGAUGACGAUUUGAAGUCGGCCAUAGAAAAUCUCUUUAAAGAGUUUGGAGAAGACGCGACAUUUCAAUACUUCAGAUCCUUCAGAAGAAUGAGGGUAAACUAUAAUUCCCCCAGUGCUGCAGCGAACGCGAGGAUACAGCUGCAUCAAUCGCAUUUCGGGGAAACUGAUAUCAAUUGUUACUUUGCGCAACCAGUAACGCCUAUAGACAUGGAGGAUCAACAUCUUCAACCGCCCGCGCUUACCAAACAGUUCCUCAUAUCUCCUCCCGCUUCUCCGCCGGUCGGUUGGGAGCCACGUGAGGAAGGAGAGCCGCUCGUUAAUUACGAUUUAUUAACCGCUAUAGCUAAUUUAUCCGCAGGCGAUACACACGAGAUACAUCCAGGAGGGUCGGGACAGCCAGGCAUAGUUGUGCACGUUUGCGAAAACGCGAAUCCGACGAAAAGUUCGCCUCGCAUUCAACACACGCGAUGUCCGGAACAUUAAUUCCCUUCCCUUUAAUCGCGUUUCAGAUUUGUCACACGAUACCUUUUUGUGCCCUGUUCAAAAAGUCAGAUACGAACUGGCGAAAGGGCACGCAUACACACAUCUAGCGAGCGAUUUUAGUGUUACGUUGGAGUUGCAAUUCAAAACUGACGCGGCUGGUAUCGAAUUGACGAAAGUAUUACGUUGUGAAAAAAAUUACACAACUCGAUGCGGUACAGGUAACGACACGGCGUCUGGUAUCUACCAAGCUUCCCGCGGGUAGCAGCGAUCUAUAAAUACUAACGAUCUAUAAAUAUCCGUUGUUACAUACCGAUCAAAAGUAGAAUUCAUUUUUAUGUUUUAAUCGUUGAGAAUUCGUGAAGGGUAUGCUUGCGCUCCAUUUCUUCUCUAAAAUCUACAUGGUAGAUUACAUAGGAGACUUCAAGUUGGGCCUAUAUUAUUUCUAUGUUUCACCCAGUGUCAAUAAUUGCAUAUCGUGAGAAAUUACGUCCGAUCUGAUUAAACUAACGAUUAAUGCGUCGACGAAGAAAAAUCGUUGGAACUAUAUUCAGAGAUUUUGCGAUUCUACCUCUCAUUGUCAGUGUGUUAUUUGUAUUCUUAAACAGCACGCGUAAUGCAUAACAAUCUUGUUGUAAUUCCACAAAUGAUACUAAUGUUAGAAUAAUCAAUCGAAUCAAAAACUUCGAGUUUAUUUAUUUAUUCUCACAUAUUUCUCUUUCCGUUUCAAGAAACACUUUCUCAAGACUAUACCUGUGGAAUUUUUCGUUUUGCGUGCAUGCGAGAAGAAAAUCUACGGAAAUAUAUGGCAUUAAUAUGUAUGUGAUAUGUGUGCGUAUACGAAUGUAUUAUUCUAAAAAUAUCAUGUGAUUCUUCGUUCUGUGUCUUUUCCGUAGAAAGCUAGUUCACAUUAGCUUGAACGUUACAUGCUAUCCUAAAGCUAUAUCUCUAUGGUCUCUUGUUAAUGAAGUUUAUGAAAACUUAUUGUUAUCGCACUCUGCUCUUUAAGAGGAUUAAGUUAGUAAAAAAAAAAAAUAAGCUAGAGAGACGUAUGUGAUCAUAUCAGCGUUACCGAUGAUUUAUGCCGAGACAGUGUGGUGAUUGUGUAUAUGUAUAUAUUCUGUACGUAAAAAAAACGUAUAUAAUUCCUGCAGGAUCUGUGACCUAAAAAUAAUUGUUGAAUAUUUAUAAAUACUUUAUAGCAGCACUUACUUUUGUAUAGUGUGGUUACCGUUUACAUUCUCCCGGCGAUGGAAUGGCGUAAAGCCGUUUCAUCAUUUAAUUUAAAACUUUCUUUACCGAACAAUUCCGAAGAUCCUAAUCAAAUAAUACGAAUAAUUAUUGCACCAGAGAAAAUAAUGUACAAAUAAUUUGUAUCAAAGAAAAGAAAAUAUAUAAAAUUAUUUUACGUUAAAAUUCUGAUAUAUAUUAUAUACAUAUAUAUAUAGCCUGCGCUACUGUUGCCGCGUGAAACUCAUUGCGUUUAUCCGCAUAAUAAUAGGUAAAAUGGAAAUCGAUUUGAUAAAGACGUAUUGUACACAGUUAUGAAAUA